Messenger RNA from Sphaeramia orbicularis (orbiculate cardinalfish), 1394 nucleotides. RefSeq names its product ELOVL fatty acid elongase 8b (gene elovl8b). Gene Ontology annotation, molecular function: fatty acid elongase activity. Gene Ontology annotation, biological process: fatty acid elongation, monounsaturated fatty acid; sphingolipid biosynthetic process; fatty acid elongation, polyunsaturated fatty acid. The record is from RefSeq and is a predicted model, not a curated record. Bases 139 to 930 code for a protein of 263 amino acids. Gene Ontology annotation, cellular component: endoplasmic reticulum membrane. Lineage: Eukaryota; Metazoa; Chordata; Actinopteri; Kurtiformes; Apogonidae. The transcript is spliced from 8 exons.
CGUUUUGGUUCUGUUCAUUCUGCUUCUGCUGCCCACUGCUGAACUCUGGUCGCUGAUGUUCUUGCUGUUAACUUUCCGUCCAAAGGUCACAGCAGUCGGUUUGUGCAGCUUUGACAGUGAACUUUUGUGACUGAAACAAUGGUUUCCGCGUGGGAACAGGUCCUGUCAGGGUACCAGAGCAUAGUGGACAAUGGAGACAAAAGGACGGACCCCUGGCUGCUGGUCUACUCCCCCAUCCCGGUGACUCUCAUCUUCCUGGUGUACCUGGGUGUGGUCUGGGUCGGCCCUCGCCUCAUGAAACACCGGGAACCCGUAGACCUCAAAGUGGUCCUCAUCAUCUACAACUUCGGCAUGGUCGGCCUGUCUGCCUACAUGUUCUACGAGUUCCUGGUCACAUCAUGGCUGUCAAACUACAGCCUCCUCUGUCAGCCAGUCGAUUACAGCACCAGCCCCUUGGCCAUGAGGAUGGCCAGAGUCUGCUGGUGGUUUUUCUUCUCUAAGGUCAUAGAACUCAGUGACACGCUGUUUUUCAUCCUGAGGAAGAAGAACAGUCAGCUGACGUUCCUUCACAUUUACCAUCACGGCACCAUGAUCUUCAACUGGUGGUUAGGAAUCAAAUACGUGGCAGGAGGACAGUCUUUCUUCAUUGGCCUGCUUAACACCUUUGUGCACAUCAUAAUGUAUUCUUACUAUGGUCUGGCUGCAAUCGGGCCUCACAUGCAGAAGUACCUGUGGUGGAAGCGAUACCUGACCUCCCUGCAGCUGGUGCAGUUCAUGAUGUUCUUGGUGUACACGGGCAACAAUUUGCUCACGGAGUGCGACUUUCCGGAUGGCAUGAACUUGUUGGUGUUCGGAUACUGUGUGACGCUCAUCAUCCUCUUCAGUAACUUCUACUAUCAGAGCUACCUCAGCAAGAAGAAGCAGAAGUAGAAAUCAGUGGAGAGACAAACUGAAGCUUUAUGGGAUCCACUGACAUGAUCUUUUUUUGAUGAAGUAUCAAGUGAAAUUUUUUUUUCACCUAAUGAAUGUGAUUUGCAGUACUCAAUUUUGUCCACUAGGGGGCACAACACAUCCACAGUAUGACUGAUUACUUAUGGUUCUCAUUGUCUGACCCCUAAAGCCACUCAGUGUUUUUAACCCGUCUCUGUAAUUUUGUGUUUUUAUACUUGUUAAAGUAAGAGAAACCAUGGCAGGAUGAGUCAAUUAUUUAUUUCUUAAAUUGAGAAAUGAGAAACAUUCCAUGGAUGGUUGUAAACAAACUGUACAUUUUAUACACAUAAUAAUAAAGUAGGUCAGUUUCUCUGCAGUAAGUGCAGAAAUAAUGAGCCCAUAUCCUCCUCCAAGAAAAAUAAAUCCAAAAAACAGAAAAAAAAAAAAAAAACACAAGCAAAAUA